This is a messenger RNA of Dalotia coriaria, 1308 nucleotides long. It is a transcript of the gene TFAM, whose product is annotated as mitochondrial transcription factor A. Gene Ontology annotation, biological process: transcription initiation at mitochondrial promoter; regulation of transcription by RNA polymerase II. The record is from RefSeq and is a predicted model, not a curated record. The coding region runs from base 176 to 922 and encodes 248 amino acids. NCBI's taxonomy places the organism in Eukaryota, Metazoa, Arthropoda, Insecta, Coleoptera, Staphylinidae. The transcript is spliced from 3 exons. Gene Ontology annotation, molecular function: DNA binding, bending; transcription cis-regulatory region binding.
AGAAAUCUUUGUUGGUUGCGGCGAUCCCAGGCGUUCCUAUCCCUUUUCCCUUCCAUUUUUCCCUAACCGACAUUGGAUAUUCGACGAAUUCGUGAUUUAACCUAUCUGGCGUGAACGCGAACGCGAACGCAUAAAUCAAUCAAAUUUUGCGAUUCUGGUUUCCUUUCGGGUGGAAAUGGCACUAUAUAAAUUUAUUAGCGGGUUGCGCAGCGCGUUGCAAACAACCACCAGUCGAAACAUUACCAGUCGCAAUCAUGCGACGCUUAAGGACUGCAAAGAUCGUCUGCGUGAUAUGCAUAUCCCGGAUAAACCAAAGAAGCCACUUACUCCUUACUUCAGGUUCCUGAGGGAUUACCGCCAAGAUAAGAUUAAGAGUAAUCCAGAGGUGAAAGCCACUGAGUUGGUGAAGAUGGGUGCUGCUGACUGGGCAAAGGCACAUGCUAGCAUCAAAGAUAAGUAUACUAAUGAAUACAAGCAAGACCUGGAGGAGUACACUGUGAAGAUGACCGCGUACAAUGCGAAACUCACACCUGAACAACAAGAAAGUAUCAAAGAGAUCAGAAGGCUCAAAACUGCCAGCAAACUGAAGAGGGAGAUCAAGAAGAAAUCAAGAGAUUUACACAAACCAAAACGACCUCUAGGUCCCUACAUGCAGUUCCUCAUGGAAAAGUCUAAAGAUGAGAAGGAGAACAUGGUGGUAUUAAUGCAGAAGUACAAAGGACAGUUUCAACUCCUGCCGGACGCCGUGAAGCAGAAAUAUGUGCAACUUUUUGAAGACGACAGGAAGCGUUAUGAACUGCAGAUGAAAGAAUGGGAGCAGCGCAUGAUUGCUGAAGGCCACGAAGACUUAGUUCGACACGCGUCGCAGCCACGAACGCCACACUCUCGUCUUUCUGCCGUUGUCAAGCCGAAGAAACAAUAGGGACGCGCGUGUUCUCAUCAUGCAAGUGGUGAGAGCACCGACCGGACCAGCCGCGAUCUGUCAGAGUUUUACCAGACUCGAUUCUAUGAAUCGACCGAUAAGAAUGUAAAUAACGAAUCUCGGGUGGCAGACACAGUUACCAGCAGGGAGGAAGUGGUGGACGCUACCGAGGAGAACACUCUUAAAGAAAAGGCAAGUAAUAAGGGAAAACUCGUGGACACGUUCAAAAAGAUUUUCAAGUUUUGAAUCACUGUUUCAUUAUUAUUUUUUUUUCGUAUUCAGUGCGUCCUCCAUUUUGAUUUUCAUUAAAUUGUUAGUUUUUGAUAAGAUUUCAUACAUUUGUUUUGUGUUUUAGCAUUAAUUUACCAAUAUAGUUGUUUUUUCAA